Messenger RNA from Ziziphus jujuba (common jujube), 3974 nucleotides. RefSeq names its product SAC3 family protein A. Lineage: Eukaryota; Viridiplantae; Streptophyta; Magnoliopsida; Rosales; Rhamnaceae. The transcript is spliced from 14 exons. Gene Ontology annotation, cellular component: nucleus. The record is from RefSeq and is a predicted model, not a curated record. The coding region runs from base 485 to 3544 and encodes 1019 amino acids.
UAUUUUUUAACAGUUGCAAAUAAUAAUUUUCCUCUACCGCCAACGUUCCAAAGGUCCUACCCCCAAAACGCGACCCGACCUAGACCAACCCCUACGCGUCGACCCCCUUUCUCUCCCUCGCUUCCGAAAUCACAAAUUUCAUCCCUUUAAUCCCCAGUUUCCAAUCAUUUUUUCUCGACCAAAUUUCCAUAGAAGCUUUUUAGUUUAUCCAAAUUCUUCUUGUUGUUAUUGCUUUGUUUCUUCUUGCUUAUGAGUUUAUUAGAUAUUGAUUUUGCUCUUGCAUAAUCCUUUUGUUGUUUAAUCAUUUACUUGGUGUAUUUUUUUUUUCCUGGGUUCUUGUUGAUCUCAAAUUUUGUUUCUGGGUUUAAUUUUUUUUUUUGUUGUUCGAAAACCGCCUUUUGAUCAUCCCAAGCAACGUUGUGAGAAAGUCCAUUUGGUUUCCCGCUUGAUUCACAGUCUUACUUGGUAAAAGGAUGUUGAUGUAAUGAUGAAUCAAGGAGCUGAGACCUUAGCUACAGUGGAUCCCAGUUCGCUAGAGAAUCGGUAUGUAAUUAAUGGCCAAGGACAGGCAUCUUCAUAUCCUCCCUCAGCGGCUGGCUCUGAAGCCUUAUCAUGGACCACUCAUAGGGUUGAUAAUAGCUCAACGGAGAAUGGAAUUCCUUCUAACUCAACUUAUAAUUAUGAUCCGCAUAUGCAGCAACCGGCGGCUAUUUCAUCGAGUUUGGGAUCAUCAAGUACACAACAAGACUACAAUGGCUAUACAUCGUACUCAAACUCCUCUGAUCCAUAUGCUUAUGGAAGCACAGGAUAUCAAGGAUACUAUAAUAACAACUAUCAGCAACAAACUAACAGCUAUCAGCAACAAACUAACCAUUCCUACUCACAACCUGUAGGAGCAUAUCAAAACACAGGUGCUCCUUAUCAGCCCCUUUCCUCAUUUCAGAAUACUGGGUCUUAUGCUGGGUCUUCAAGUUAUACAAGCACUUAUUACAAUCCUGGUGAUUAUCAGACAGCUGGAGGUUAUCCGAGUAGCAGUUACAAUAAUCAGACUUCCGGGUGGAAUGAUGGCAAUUAUGCAAAUUACACUUCUCAACAAUAUGCAAAUUACACUCCAGAUACAAAUGCUGUUUAUAGUUCUGGUACAGCUCCUGCAACUUCAGUAAAUUAUCAGCAGCAUUACAAGCAAUGGGCAGAUUAUUACAGUCAGACAGAAGUCAGCUGUGCUCCUGGUACAGAAAAUAUAGCUGUUAAUAGCACGUCUAAUUUUGGUACUUCCACUGGGUAUCCAACAUUUAACAGCCAGCCACAUCCUCCAUACAAUCAAUCUUGGAGGCCAGAAUCAGUUCCAUCUGAAGUGCCUCCGGUGCAGUCUGGUUCGGUAGUUAGUGGUGCUUAUGAUGGUUAUUGGAAACAUGGGGCGCCUACUGCCCAAAUUCAUAACACAAGUCCAGCACAACCUCACUUUCAAAAGCCUUUGGAGCAAAAAUCUUCCUAUGAUAGCUUUCAGGAUCAACAGAAAACUGCAUGUCCUCAGGGACCUAGUUUACAGUAUCCUGCUUCUCAUCAGGUGUCCCACUUAUCCCAGUCGCCUCAGGUGCCCCAUUUGUCCCAGUUGCCUCAGGUGCCUCAGUUGAAUCCAGUGCCUCAGACUUAUCAAUCACCUGUGCAAACUGCUCCUUCUCUAGAUACGCGAAGGGUGAACAAACUGCAGAUCCCAACAAACCCUAGGAUUGCUUCAAAUCUGACCUUUGGCAUAACAAAAACUGAUAAGGAUAGCUCUACGAUUAGUGCAGCAGCAAAACCAGCUUACGUCAGUGUUUCACUACCUAAGCCAAAUGAGAAGACUCCGUCUAGUACUGGUGCUGAUUCUAUGUUAAAGCCUGGUAUGUUCCCAAAGUCACUACGUGGUUAUGUUGAAAGGGCGUUGGCUCGCUGUAAAGAUGAAACACAAAUGAUGGCUUGUCAGGCUACCAUGAAGGAUAUGAUCACUAAGGCAACUGCUGAUGGUACACUUUACACACGUGAUUGGGACAUUGAGCCUCUUUUUCCCCUGCCAAAUUCGGAUGAUGACAAUAAAGAAAUUUUACAGGGUACAACCCCUAUUUCUAUAUUGCCAAAGUUCAAAAGAAGUCCCAAUCGCCGUUCUAAAAGUAGGUGGGAGCCUCUACCCGAUGAGAAACCGAUUGAGAAACCAGCAUAUGCCAAUAAUAAUGCUCUAAAAUAUGCUGGAUGGAUGCAUGCUAAUGAAAAGGACAGAAAGACGCUUAAUUUUGGGAGCAAGGAUAAUAAUUCGAAUAAUACAAAAUUUCUCUCUCUGGAGCAGAAAGGUGCAAGUAAGAUUAUCCAGAGACCAGUAAAAAAGCAGCGCCAUUCUGAUGGUUUGGGUGCUGUGGAAAAUGGUGAUGCGUCUAGUGACAGUGAUAAGGAGCAAGGUUUAACAGCAUAUUAUGCAGGAGCAAGUGCACUAGCAAAUUCACCAGAAGAAAGAAGGAGACGUGAGAGUCGUUCCAAGCGUUUUGAAAAGGGGCAAGGACAUCGAACUGAAACUAAUCACCAUAAAGCAAAAAAUUCUGGAGCUGGAAACUUGUAUGCUAGAAGGGCUAUGAUAAGCAAAAAUUUUGAAGAUGGUGCCAGCAGGGCUGUUGAGGACAUGGACUGGGAUACUCUUACUGUCAAGGGGACAUGCCAGGAAAUUGAGAAACGUUAUUUGCGCCUUACGUCUGCACCUGAUCCAUCCAGUGUAAGACCUGAAGAAGUACUAGAAAAAGCUCUUCUUAUGGUUCAAAAUUCUCAAAAGAAUUAUCUCUAUAAAUGUGAUCAGUUGAAGUCUAUUCGCCAAGAUUUAACCGUGCAAAGAAUUCGCAAUCAACUAACAGCAAAGGUGUAUGAAACUCAUGCUCGAUUGGCACUGGAAGUUGGGGAUCUGCCGGAGUAUAAUCAGUGCCAAUCUCAGUUGAAAGUUCUUUAUGCUGAAGGAAUUGAGGGUUGUCAUAUGGAGUUUUCUGCAUACCACUUGCUUUGUGUUAUUCUGCACUCAAAUAAUUACAGAGAUCUCUUAUCAUCAAUGUCAAGAUUAUCUGAUGAAGCAAAAAGGGAUAAAGCAGUUAAGCAUGCUCUAGCUGUUCGUGCGGCUGUCACUUCAGGAAAUUAUGUUAUGUUUUUCAGACUCUACAAAACAGCUCCCAACUUGAAUACCUGCCUUAUGGAUCUUUAUGUUGAAAAGAUGCGGUUUAAGGCAGUAAGCUGCAUGUCUCGGUCAUAUCGUCCGACAUUACCUGUUUCAUACAUUGCUCAGGUUUUGGGUUUUGCUACCGUUGUGCCUGCAAAUGAGGGAAGUGAUGAAAAGGAUUUAGACGGUGUAGAGGAAUGUGUUGAAUGGUUGAAGGCACAUGGUGCAUGCCUUAUUACAGAUAACAACGGAGAGAUUCAGCUUGACACAAAGCCUACAUCAUCUAGUCUUUACAUGCCAGAGCCAGAAGAUGCUGUGUCCCAUGGGGAUGCCAGUCUUGCUGUUAAUGAUUUUCUGACACGAACAACCUUAUAGCCAAUUUAAUUGUAUCCAAUUGUAUUUGGAGAUAUUAACAGUGACAAAAUGGAAAAUCAUGCCGCCCUCAUCAUUCUAGUGUACAAACAAAGGGGAACCGGUCAAUUUUCUGACUGAUUGAACAUCCGGCAAAAGGGCGGGGAAUUGCGGCGGGAGUUGUCUGUAACACUAGGGAGAAUACUCACAGAUGUAUUAUUUGGAGCAUGUAAUGAUGAUACAGGUUCCAAUAUUCCCAUAGAAACGGGAAUGGCCAAGAGUCUUGGGCUAGCAUUGUAGUAUUCAUAUUCCUUUUAUUUUGUUUUCCUCUCUUUUGCAAACAGAAAUCCAUUCUUUUGUGAGGACAGAAAGUGAUAAAUAUACUAGAAAAUGAAACGCAGGAAAUCUGUCUUGUAUCUUAAAUUGAUCAAUGCUUAAAAAUUUUUGAGCUCAA